This is a messenger RNA of Oncorhynchus tshawytscha (Chinook salmon), 2214 nucleotides long. Its product is annotated as ubiquitin-conjugating enzyme E2 G1. Gene Ontology annotation, molecular function: ubiquitin conjugating enzyme activity. The transcript has 6 exons. The record is from RefSeq and is a predicted model, not a curated record. Lineage: Eukaryota; Metazoa; Chordata; Actinopteri; Salmoniformes; Salmonidae. Gene Ontology annotation, biological process: protein polyubiquitination; proteasome-mediated ubiquitin-dependent protein catabolic process. The coding region runs from base 180 to 692 and encodes 170 amino acids.
UAGGUGGUGGCAUGCACCGUUAACGUUUGUUUACGGUCUGCUGUUACACCGAAGAAGAAGAACUGCACCGGCGCUGUCGUUAUUUAUUGAAAAUAGAUAGCUAGCUAAUUCUCUCACCAAGCAAUAUUAACAUUUGUCAUUUUGUAAUCCAAGUUGUUUUAAAAAACAACAACAACAACAUGACGGAGCCUCAGGCAGCACUGUUACUCAGGAGACAGCUGGCAGAGCUCAAUAAGAACCCAGUGGAGGGAUUCUCAGCAGGUUUGAUAGACGAUAACGACCUCUACAGAUGGGAAGUCUUAAUCAUCGGCCCACCAGACACAUGCUAUGAAGGUGGUGUGUUCAAAGCACACCUCACGUUUCCCAAAGACUACCCUCUCAGGCCACCUAAAAUGACAUUUAUCACAGAUAUAUGGCACCCUAAUGUUGACAAGAACGGUGACGUAUGUAUAUCUAUUUUACACGAGCCUGGUGAGGAUAAGUACGGCUAUGAGAAGCCUGAGGAGCGCUGGCUGCCCAUCCACACAGUGGAAACCAUCAUGAUUAGUGUUAUCUCUAUGUUGGCGGACCCGAACGGAGACUCGCCUGCCAAUGUCGACGCUGCAAAAGAGUGGAGGGAAGACCGACAUGGGGAAUUCAAAAGAAAAGUGGCCCGUUGUGUAAGAAAGAGCCAAGAGACUGCCUUUGAGUGAAUUUUAUCAAGCUGCAACUAGCUUCACUUUUUCAGGGUCUUCAAUGUGAGAAACAACAUGGCGCUGUUUUCCUGCACUCUACUACCCGAUUGCCAGGCUCGUCUUCAUUGCAUUUGGCAGAAACCGUCUGGCAACAAUAGGCUGCAAUAGAACUUAACAGCUGUUGCCACAUGCUGACCGAAAACUGCCACACAAGUGCCAACUCGAAAACAACAAAACAGAAGAUGAAUAACACGUUUUUUUUUUAAGACUAUGAACUUUUCAGGAAGAGAUUGUAAAGAUCUGUAUAUAGCACAGACCUAAAACUGGAUAAUAUAUAAACUGUUCCUACCCAUCCAGCAAGACACAUAGUACCAAAUAAGUAGUGCUUCUGUAGGUAGAAUUUGAGCCCUGUGAGUUAUUGAAGUUUUUAGUCCUCUUCCCCGUUCAACAUCCACUCCAGUGUGUAUUAGUGUAGGUAUGUUACAGGUUGCUUUGAUGGACAGGAAGCCUUGAAGAAGGCAGAAUGGUAAGAAUGCGAUGCUGUUGUAGAAUCCAACUAUUGGAGAACAGCGAAGUUCGGGUUCUAGAAUGACCGGAAUAUCGGGCCAAAAUAGCAUUUAUGGCAGAGGGUGCACUAGAAUAGACACAUUCUGUAGCAUGCUUGUCAUGUUAGGUUCCUUCACCCUUAGCACUUCAGGAAAAUUCACCAUUUUAAAAUAUGAAUAAGUUUAUAGAGGCAAGUCUUUAUUUUUGAUUUUUAACACCAUUAGGAACUUCCCCUACUGUGGUGCACAUGUUCCCCAAAUUGAUCACAUACCUCAUUUGUCAAGUUCAGGUGUGUUUCUUUGGAGAUGGACAUAGCCAUUACAAGUCAUGCAUUAACAAAUUGAGCUCGUAGUUAGGUUUUUAAUUAUACAUUUUUCAAAAAGUGCCUCCUAUUAAAUUGCUUGGCAAUUGCACCCUGUAUUGAACCAGAGUUAGUUUCAGAGAAGUCAGAGAAAUUGUUAACCGCUUAAGUGUUAUUUUAUAACCCUUCACACCAGUACAAUGUAUAAUCAAACAUACUGGUAACCAUUUGGUGUAGCAAUAACCUUCCCCAGAUGUGUGGUGUACGGUCUUAUAUUUGUUUUAAUAUUCUGAUGAGAUUUAGGGGAGCUAUUUCUCUUAGAGUCACCUUGAUGAAACAGAUGAAUUUACAGCGCUUGAUUUCCUUUGUGUGGUGUCGUAGGUAGGAUUUGUUAUGCAUGCUUUAACAUUAGGUUUCCAUGCUGGUAGUAGUGUCUGGGUUUUGAUUUAAAAUGUAUGUUUGUGCCAUGUCUUAUUCCCCCCUGAUCCUCGAUUUUCUCCUGGUGUUUGAUUUUAUUCUGGCUCUGAUGGACUAUUGCAGUUUACUUGCCUAAUGUACAAAGACAAAAUUCUGAUGUAUAUUUUUCAUGUUAUGAAAAUUGUCACCUUGUGUAGUGAGUUCUUCUAAAAUAAGAUUCCCCCUCCAAUAAUAGUUGGGGUAUUUUCUUUUAAUGAAAAUGAUGUGUACAAUGUU